AUAGUAUCUCUUGGCCGUUAACGAACCACAUGUCCCUUGCCUUUACGCGCCAUCUGUGGACUCUGUUUUCUCUCAAACACACUCUCUCUCUCUAUUACCAAACCAGUCUUCUGCGAGAAGAAGCUACACUUUUUCCGAUUACUUGUGCUCCGGGCAUUCUCUGAGAAAUUGAAAUCGGAGAAAUCUGCAAAAUCUGCAAGAAGCAGGGAUUGUGGAAACGGAAAUUUCAAAUGAGGACGGUCGUGUCGCGCUUGAUCCAUUCAAGAUCAUCACUUCCCAGGCCCUUUAUGAUGACUGCACCUAAAAAUGGGAGGUAUCUCUCAGGCGAAUCUAAUAAGGUUGAUGAGCCCUUCAAAGUUGAGGAAGCAGAGACUAUUCAAGGCCCCCCUCCUCCAACAGAGAAGUUACUUGUGUUGGGUGGAAAUGGAUUUGUUGGCUCACAUGUUUGUAGAGAAGCAUUAGAUCGUGGACUGUCUGUUGCUAGCCUUAGCAGGUCUGGUAGGUCAAAGUUACAUGAUUCAUGGGCUAACAAUGUGACCUGGUACCAAGGAAACCUUCUAUCACCUGAUUCAUGGAAGGAUGCUCUCGACGGUGUCACGUCUGUUAUAUCCUGUGUUGGUGGCUUUGGCUCCAAUUCUUACAUGUAUAAGAUUAAUGGGACUGCAAACAUCAAUGCAAUUAGAGCUGCUUCUGAGCAUGGUGUGAAAAGAUUUGUGUAUGUCUCUGCUGCUGAUUUUGGCUUGGCAAAUUACUUGCUGCGAGGAUAUUAUGAGGGAAAGAGAGCUGCCGAAACAGAGAUACUAACCAAAUUCCCUUAUGGAGGAGUGAUUUUGAGGCCUGGAUUUAUUUACGGGACUCGAAGUGUUGGGAGCAUAAAGUUACCUCUUGGUGUAAUCGGUUCUCCUCUGGAGAUGUUAUUUCAACAAACAAGACCUCUGAACCAGCUGCCACUAGUGGGACCUCUCUUUACUCCUCCUGUGAAUGUUACUGCUGUAGCGGAGGUUGCUGUUAGAGCAGCUACCGAUCCCGUCUUCCCUCCUGGGAUUGUUGAUAUCUACGGGAUUCAACGUUAUACUCAGCAUAAGUCCAAGUAAAAGUUUUAGUUGUGACGUGAAGAUUCCCUCUACCCUUUUUAUUCAUCAUUAACAGAGUGAUAUUAAGCUGUCAAAAUUUUUCUGCUUGAGAUUUUUGUUCUUCUCUUAGCAGUGAUGUGAAGAUCCUAUUGGUUCUUUCACCUUUCUGAUUCAAUAAUUAAUAAAUAUACGUUAAC
Rosa rugosa (rugosa rose) is the source of this 1270-nucleotide messenger RNA. RefSeq lists its product as uncharacterized. Lineage: Eukaryota; Viridiplantae; Streptophyta; Magnoliopsida; Rosales; Rosaceae. Gene Ontology annotation, molecular function: protein-containing complex binding. The record is from RefSeq and is a predicted model, not a curated record. Gene Ontology annotation, cellular component: mitochondrion. The coding region runs from base 231 to 1094 and encodes 287 amino acids. The transcript is spliced from 10 exons.